AUGUCCUCGAAAUCGCCAAACGACGGCCAGACGCCAACGGCGACGACGGACGAUGCGAAGCGCAAAGCAGAGCCAGCCAGCGGGACACAGACACGGACGAAGCGGAAUCGAUAUAUUUCUCUAGCAUGGUGCGACUCGUCUUUUCCUAUGCGUCUUGUAUCUAUAUAUGAAUGGACGGUUGAGGCUGACGGUUCUAUAGCAAUGAGUGCAAGAGGCGCAAGAUCAAGUGUAACGGCCAGGUGCCCUGCCAGCGAUCCCUUUGAGCCUGCUGUCAUUACUAUCGAAGAGACGGACAAGCUAACCGGCUGCAGGUCUCUAUUCACCGAACUGCUGUCAAAGCAAUUUCAAGGAUUCCGAGAACAGGUGAACUCGCUAUUUGAGAAUAUCAAUGGCCUUCACCGGCGGACGGAGUCGCCGGUUGUCGAUGGCAGCCCCCAACUAAGCCGAGAAGCCUCACGAUCGAUAUCCUGGCAUCAGCCUCCGUUCGAGGCCCAAAACAUCCAGAUAGCGAGGCCGAGGGCGAAGCAUCUCCGUUUCCAUGGACCUACCAGCACGGCGUUCAACUUCGCGGUGGCCAAGUCGAGCCUUCAGACGAUGGGGAUCACCCAUAUAGAUGACGGUACGCAGGAGAUAUAUAAUGCGCAAGACGCUACGCCCACCCAGACGCCUCCUUACCAGCCGGCUCCGAUAUAUACGAAUGCUCUGGCUUCGAAUAAGGACCCCUUGUUCGCCAUCAAGCGAGAGGAGGCCAUUCGGCUGUGUAGAGUCUAUGAGGAGGAGACAGGGCUGAUGUAUCCCAUGUUCGACGUGGAAAAGAUGAUUACCCAGGUAAACCUUCUCUUUGCGUUUCUAGAGGCGGCAGAUCGAAACGUCUGCACGGGGCGAUCCAAGUCCAGCGCCGACUGUCUGAACGACGACGAUACUGCCAUCUUGAAGAUGGUACUGGCGAUAACCCUUCUCCUCGAAGGGAACGGCCAGAGCGAGCUAGGCAAUCAGCUGUAUGCGAGUAUCAAAGACAAGAUAGAGACCAACAUCUGGGAGUUAGGAGACUUGAAAAUGAUCAAGCUUCUUACUCUGGUGGCUACUUAUAACUUCCACACAGAUGAUGAAGUCCUUGCUUAUCGUAUGGUUGGACUUGCUGCCCGUAUGUGUAUUGAAAUGGGCCUACAUCGGCGAGAUGCCAUCUUGAAGACAUUCCACUCACCAGAGGAUAUAACAACUGUCUAUCGAAUCUUUUGGUCAGUCUAUACCCUAGACAAACGAUGGGCUUUUGGAACUGGGCUCCCUUUCAUCAUACAGGAUGAAGACAUCGACCCAUGCCUACCUGACCCAGACGAUGGUGUCCCUUACUUGAGAGCUAUGGUUCAUUACUGCCGCAUCGCGUCUAAAGUAUGGUACUCCGGUUUUGGAUCAAAGGCCGACCUGAGUGCCAAAAGGGACAAGAUGGGUUAUCUCGACUACCAAGUUGUCGAGUGGAUGAAAAACAUCCCAGACCCGCUCAACUUUUACUCAGUCAAUAACUCACGGAAUCCGGAUAACGUUAACCGUGGAAUACAACGACUUCGCUUCGUUUUAUAUAUCCGAGGGAACCACAUGAGAAUACUCAUAUACCGGCCGGUGCUGCACUCAGCAACCAGCAUCGUUGAAAAUAUGGCAUACGCUCAAACAGUAGUAGAUAUUGCAAAGGAUACCAUUCGCGUCCUGAGCGAACUCAACCGAACUACCGACAUCUACCGUUCACAGCAGAUCCUUUUCAAUUAUUUCCUUGUUGGAGCUCUCGUGGUUCUGUUUCUUGCAAUAGCACACGCCCCUGUCAAGUUCAACCGUCAGCUAACGGACGAAUUUCACAUGGCGCUUAACCUUGUAAAGGGCUUCAGCACCAAGUCCUAUAUCUCAAAAAGACUAUGGAAGAUGAUCAAGGGCCUGCGUGAGGUGGGAGAAAAACUUGGGCUGCUACCCCAUGCGGUACCCCCAGAUCCAGCAGAUCCUCAUUCUUCGGCUGCAGUUGCCAUGGCUGGGCUUGCAGGGCAUCCGGUCGAUGGAAUACCACCUUACGGAGGGCAGCACACUGACGGGGAAUUGGGGAACAGUCCUAUCAAUGGCAUACAAAUGAGCAAUGAGCUCACAUAUCUGUUUGAAGCGAUCGAGAAUUAUAACGGAUAUGUUACAACUACUUCAGGUCCUGAAGGGAUCAACGGAGAAGGCUUCAAUGGCACCGACCAUACCUUGCACUGCACUGGAGAAGCCAUGCCGCCCGCCUUGGGCAACGAAGGGGAGUUUUCAAGGAUAAUACAGGACCUCUUCUGA
Messenger RNA from Microsporum canis CBS 113480, 2307 nucleotides. RefSeq names its product fungal specific transcription factor domain-containing protein. Bases 1 to 2307 code for a protein of 768 amino acids. Gene Ontology annotation, biological process: positive regulation of transcription from RNA polymerase II promoter by galactose; DNA-templated transcription. NCBI's taxonomy places the organism in Eukaryota, Fungi, Ascomycota, Eurotiomycetes, Onygenales, Arthrodermataceae. The record is from RefSeq and is a predicted model, not a curated record. The transcript is spliced from 5 exons. Gene Ontology annotation, molecular function: RNA polymerase II cis-regulatory region sequence-specific DNA binding; zinc ion binding; DNA-binding transcription factor activity, RNA polymerase II-specific. Gene Ontology annotation, cellular component: nucleus.